This is a messenger RNA of Castor canadensis (American beaver), 3750 nucleotides long. NCBI's taxonomy places the organism in Eukaryota, Metazoa, Chordata, Mammalia, Rodentia, Castoridae. The record is from RefSeq and is a predicted model, not a curated record.
AUACAGUGCUACUUCUGUAUUCAAAAAGCAAUUUAUAGUAGAAAUAGAGCUGAUAUUCUCAAGAGUUCCCUUUAAAGAAUUUUUUGAAUACAUUAUAGGUGAUAGAUUCCGCAGUAUAAUAGAUGACGCCUGGUGGUUUGGGACAGUGGAGAGUCAACAGCCUUUUCAACCAGAAUAUCCUGAUAGUUCUUUCCAGUGUUACAGUGUUCACUGGGACAAUAAUGAGAGAGAAAAGAUGAGCCCCUGGGAUAUGGAGCCAAUUCCAGAAGGAACUGCCUUUCCAGAUGAAGUCGGUGCUGGUGUUCCUGUGUCUCAGGAAGAACUGACUGCUUUGCUAUAUAAACCCCAGGAAGGAGAGUGGGGGGCUCAUUCCAGAGACGAGGAAUGUGAACGAGUUAUUCAGGGCAUCAACCACCUUCUUUCCCUGGGAUUUGCCAGUCCUUUUGCUGUUCCAGUGGAUCUCAGUGCCUACCCCUUGUACUGUACUGUAGUUGCUUAUCCAACUGACCUCAAUACUAUCAGACGGAGACUUGAAAAUCGUUUUUACAGGAGAAUAUCAGCAUUAAUGUGGGAGGUACGCUACAUUGAACAUAAUGCUAGGACUUUCAAUGAGCCAGAUAGUCCUAUAGUUAAAGCAGCCAAAAUUGUAACCGAUGUCUUACUUCGAUUUAUUGGGUAAGAAGCAUGUACUGAUAUAUUGGAUACUUAUAAUAAAAUUAAAGCAGAAGAACUAAAUAGCACUGAUGCAGAGGAGGAUACAGAAAUAGUUGAUUUAGAUUCAGAUGGUCCUGGUACUUCAUCUGGACGAAGGGUCAAAUGCCGAGGCAGAAGACAAUCUUUAAAAUGCAAUCCUGAUGCUUGGAAAAAACAAUGUAAAGAACUGUUGAGUCUUAUUUAUGAACGUGAAGACUCAGAGCCAUUUCGACAGCCAGCUGAUUCUCUUUCUUACACAGACCAUCAAGAGCAAGAAGGAGAAUCCUCAGAGUCAGUUGUUCCAGAAAGACAAGAUCUAUCUCUUUCUGAGGAUUGUCAAGAUGUUAUUGACUCACCUAUGGACUUCAGCACUGUGAAAGAAACUUUGGAAUCAGGAAACUAUGGUAGUCCUCUGGAAUUUUAUAAGGAUGUUCGCCAAAUAUUCAGCAACUCCAAAGCUUAUACUUCUAAUAAAAAGUCAAGGAUCUAUAGCAUGACACUGCGAUUAUCUGCCUUAUUUGAAAAUCAUAUUAAAAAUAUCAUCUCUGAAUAUAAGUCAGCAAUCCAGAGUCAGAAGAGGAGAAGGCCUCGGUACAGAAAACGUCUAAGAAGCAGCAGCAGUUCAUUAUCUAGUAGCAGAGCUCCUAGCCCGAAAGGGAAGCAGAAACAAAUGAAGUUGCAGCCUAAAAAUGACCAGAAUACCUCAGUGUCUUAUGGCAGGACUAGUUCUCCUUUCUCAUCUCCUGUUUCAGAUGCUGUUGAAGGACUUUCACUGUAUUUGCUUGAUGAUGAAGUAGAUGGGCAAUUUUCUUCAUCGAGCUUCAGUGGAUAUAGCCGAAAUGGAAAUAGCCAUGAACCAGGGAAAGCCAAAUCAUUUCGGAAUAGAGUUUUACCAGUUAAACAAGAUCACUGCCUUGAUGGACCUCUUACAAAUGGUGAUGGCAGAGAGCCCUGGACAGGAGUCAAGAGAAAACAUAGUGCAUCAGAAGAAGAUGAAAGCAUGGGAGGAGAAGAAAAAGAGAUAAAAGAAACAAAAGAGAAAUCACAUUUAUCCUCCUCAGAGAGUGGAGAGUUAGGAUCCAGUUUAAGUUCAGAAAGUACCUGUGGUUCUGAUUCUGACUCUGAAUCAACUUCCAGAACAGAUCAAGAUUAUGUAGAUGGAGACCAUGACUAUAGCAAAUUCAUACAAACCAGACCUAAAAGAAAACUCAGAAAACAACAUGUCAAUGGAAAAAGAAACUGGAAGAUGAGAGGCACAGGAGGAAGAGGCAGAUGGGGAAGAUGGGGUAGAUGGAGUAGAGGAGGCAGAGGAAGAGGAGGCAGAGGAAGAGGGGGUCGAGGAAGAGGUGGAGGUAGUACUAGGGGAAGAGGGAGAGGGAGAGGGGGAAGAGGUGCUUCUAGAGGAGCCACCAGAGCCAAACGAGCACGUAUCGCAGAUGAUGAAUUUGAUACCAUGUUUUCGGGACGUUUCAGUAGACUUCCUCGAAUUAAAACAAGAAACCAAGGCAGGAGGACUGUUUUAUAUAAUGAUGAUUCUGAUAAUGACAACUUUGUGUCCACUGAAGAUCCUCUGAAUCUUGGUACAUCCAGAUCAGGCAGAGUACGUAAAAUGACAGAAAAAGCCAGGGUUAGCCAUCUCAUGGGAUGGAAUUAUUAACCAUUAAUAAAUUUAGAAUAAUUUAAAAAAUUCAAUGGCCUUCUACUGCAGGGAAUUUACCAGGAAAUCUACAAAGCAAGUUGUGUGGGGACUUCUGCUUCCUUUCACAUUGGUGCUUUUCCAUUAUGCCAGUAUACAUUUGUUUCAAGACUUUUGAUCUCCACACUUCAUUUGUUCAAACAAGCCUUACUCAUUAGGCCUUAAAUCAAAAGAAAUUCUGCCCAUACACAAACACACACACACACACACACACACACACACACACGUGCACAUACGCAUGCACACACACCAUAGACACUACAGAUUUACUACAUUAAAGGAGCAUUCUGCUUCUUAAGGGUAGCAUGACAUUUUUAUCUCAAUGAAAUAUCCCUCUUUUGCUUUUGUAUCACAGACGUAUAGCACCUUCUUACAGAGUUUUAUAUAGUUUUUUUUUUUGCCAUUUUGAUUCCUAUACCCAGUAAUAAUAACUUUUGCACAAUACACCAAUCCUAAAGGCAGCUAUUAAAUGUUUACAGUUUCUAUAUUGUAAGAACGAUCUGGAUUAUUUUACGCUUCCCAGGCCAAACUUUCAUGAACUGUACUGAACUGAAGUAUAUAUUUAUACUACAGUUUUUUGGGGGGUGGGGGGUCUUGAUAUGCUUUUCAUUGAUUUGCUUAAUUAACGUUAAAGGUGAGAAAGGGUUGGUGCCUUGUAAAUAUGUAGCGAAUCAUUGUGGUGUGUCCUGAUGUGUGCAUUAACUUUAUUAAAAGAGAAUACUUGAGGUAUCAAUCUAGACAAGGUGCCAAAUGCAAAAGUUUCUUGCAUCCCUUUUCUUUUUCCUGUUAUAUUUUAUUGCAUUAAUAAAACUUGUGUAGCUUAAAGAAUAACUUAAACAUUUGAAAAAUCCUCAUCCACAAAGAAUAACUUCCUUGAAGAAUAGUAGCUCAGCUACCUCUAUUAAAACUACAACUACUGGAAAUGUUAAGAAAAAUACAUGCUGUUACUCAUUACUAAGGAGAAAUAGAGCAAGCUUGGUAGAAAUGAAUACUCUUAAGUUAUAAACAGAGAGGUUGUUAAUUAUAUUGGCUGUCAAAUUAAUAGCUGUAAUUAACAAAAUUUAUUAAGCAUUAUAUGCUCUACCAUAGGCUUUCUUAGAACAUAUUCAUGUGAGUAGAUUUGGGCUACUGCUAAUACAUCUCUGCUACCACUUAGUAUUUCACAACUGUGAGUUACUGGUUUUCAUUUAAAUCUUAAAAUGAAACAAAGCACCUAAUUUGAGUUGGGUUGUUUUGGCUAACUAAUGUUUUGAAUCAGCUUUAAUAGGUUCUGUUCUCAUCAUUCCAAAGGAUUCUUCUGUUCUAUUCUUUCAGAAAAGAACCUCAUUGCACUGCUCACAGAUUUUGAAUCAUUAUUUUAU